Saccoglossus kowalevskii is the source of this 804-nucleotide messenger RNA. RefSeq names its product UDP-GalNAc:beta-1,3-N-acetylgalactosaminyltransferase 1-like. The record is from RefSeq and is a predicted model, not a curated record. NCBI's taxonomy places the organism in Eukaryota, Metazoa, Hemichordata, Enteropneusta, Harrimaniidae.
AUGGCACGACGACGUAUUCACCAAGUAUAUGAUUGUUUCAUUAUUCUCAUAGUUGCUGUUGUCUAUGUCACAUUGAUGUCAUUCUACACAAUAAACAUCGGCUCAUAUUCACGGCCAAGGUACCCGCUGGAAGUAGGUCAACCUCGUCCAGUAAAUGGCCGACACGUGUUCGAUUUUCCCGAUUUGAGUGCUUUCACCAUGCCAAAAACAGCUUUAUGUAAUCAAGGAGAAGGAAUGCAUUUACUCGUAGCAGUAUCAUCUUUUCUGCAAAACAUCGAGCAACGAUUAGCAAUCCGUAAAACAUGGGGACAGGCCAUUGGAAAAUACGGUGCAGUUAUAUUUAUGAUUGAACAGUCAAAUGACCAUAUUAAUAUUGAUGAUAUCAUAGAAGAAAGUGUGACGUACCAUGAUAUUAUACUGUUGAAUUUACUAGACGGUAUUGGUAAUACAACCUUAAAAAUAAUUUCCAUGUUUCAGUGGAUAACAAUGUAUUGCAGGAAUGCACAAUAUAUACUUAAAGUUGACGACUCAACUCUAGUACUACCGCACAAUUUAUGGCCAUACAUGGCACAACUACCAUUCAAUAACGUGGCAGCUGGCAGGGUAUUUGUCAACACAAAACAUAAUAGGCAAACUGCAAGCAAAUGGUUUGUUUCCUCUGAGCAAUGGAAUAAAACUACAUAUCCACCUUACAUAGACAGUACGUCGUGUCUGUUUUCUUCCGAUGUCGUUAUUCGUAUUGCUGAAGAGGCAGUUAAAAUUGAACCAUUUCAAUUUGAAGAUGUCUUCAUCGGGAUUGUCUAA